AUGGCUGAUAGGAUUGCAGUUGAAAUGCUUCGUUUAUGUUCUUCGCGCUGCCUUCGAUCCUCGCUUCGCUUCUACGCAAAAGAUUUGAAAUUUGGCUCGGAUGGUCGUGCAGCAAUGUUGCAGGGCGUCGAUACGCUCGCUGAUGCCGUCGCCGUUACUAUGGGACCGAAGGGGCGAAAUGUUGUUAUCGAGCAAUCCUGGGGAAGUCCGAAAAUAACAAAAGAUGGAGUAACUGUUGCUAAAGCGAUUGAUUUUAAAGAUAAAUAUAAAAAUCUUGGUGCUAAACUCGUUCAGGAUGUUGCAAACAAAACUAAUGAAGAAGCAGGUGAUGGUACAACUUGUGCAACUGUCCUUGCGCGUUCUAUCGCAAAGGAAGGUUUUGAAAAUAUUAGUAAAGGUGCCAAUCCUGUCGAAGUUCGUCGAGGAGUAAUGAAGGCUGUCGAUAUUAUUGUCAAAGAAUUAAAAGCGAUGAGCAAGCCAGUCACAACACCUGAAGAAAUUGCCCAAGUUGCAACUAUUUCUGCAAAUGGUGACGAGAAUAUCGGGAAUUUGAUCUCGGAAGCGAUGAAAAAAGUUGGGAAUAAAGGAGUGAUCACCGUUAAAGAUGGGAAAACGUUAAUUGACGAACUGGAGACAAUUGAGGGUAUGAAAUUUGAUCGAGGAUAUAUUUCACCAUAUUUUAUCAACACAACAAAAGGAGCUAAAGUGGAAUUUGAAAAAUCGUAUCUUUUAUUAUCGGAAAAGAAAAUAAGUCAAGUGCAAGAUAUAGUGCCGGCCUUAGAAUUGGCAAAUAAAUAUCGGAAACCUUUAGUGAUUAUAGCAGAAGAUGUUGAUGGCGAGGCUUUGACAACGCUUGUUUUAAAUCGAUUGAAGGUGGGUCUCCAAGUGGCGGCUGUUAAAGCUCCUGGCUUUGGUGACAACAGAAAAAAUACUCUGAAGGAUAUGGCAAUCGCCACUGGAGCUACGGUCUUUGGUGAUGAAGCUAAUCUUGUGAAGUUGGAAGAUAUUCAGGUUCAAGAUUUCGGUGAAGCAGAGGAAAUUUCCAUCACAAAAGAUGAUACUUUAAUUCUCCGUGGCAAGGGAUCAGCUGAAGAAAUUGAGAAACGUAUAGUCCAAAUCGAGGAUGAAAUUGAACAAAGUACAUCUGAUUAUGAAAAGGAAAAAUUAAAUGAGCGUUUGGCAAAAUUGUCGAAAGGAGUGGCAGUAUUGAAAGUUGGUGGCGCUAGUGAAGUUGAAGUUAACGAGAAGAAAGAUCGAGUAACAGAUGCUCUUAAUGCUACGAGGGCAGCAGUAGAAGAAGGGAUUGUUCCUGGUGGCGGUGUUGCCCUUUUACGAGCCCUGAAAGCCCUCACUAAUGUUACCCUUGAUAACGCUGAUCAACAAAAAGGUGUCCAAAUCGUAAAAAAAGCGGUACGUGAGCCAAUAACAACCAUUGUUCGAAAUGCGGGUAUUGAAGCUUCAAGCAUUGUUGAAAAAGUAAUCGCAAAUGACGACAAAGCAUUUGGUUACGAUGCUUUAUCUGAUAAGUUUGUUAAUAUGAUAGAUGCUGGAAUUGUCGACCCUACAAAAGUUAUACGAACCGCUCUUCAGGAUGCUGCUGGCGUGGCUUCAUUGCUUGCAACAACUGAAUGUGUGGUUACAGAAUUGCCCAAGGAAGAUCCACCAAUGCCUGGUGGUGGUAUGGGUGGCAUGGGUGGUAUGGGCGGAAUGGGCGGAAUGGGAUAUUAA
Messenger RNA from Dracunculus medinensis (Guinea worm), 1728 nucleotides. The record is from the annotation of a GenBank genome assembly. NCBI's taxonomy places the organism in Eukaryota, Metazoa, Nematoda, Chromadorea, Rhabditida, Dracunculidae.